UUGCUAACAGUAACAGUUGUAAUCAAAGAGUAAAGAAGCAUUCUUCGAUUUUAUAACAGUUGUGUAUAAAACUUGUUCUAGAUGUAGUCUUCGUUACUCUUUCACGAGUACGACAUUUGAGUUAAAAAUUCAAUAAUAAAUUUAAUUUCCAAGAUAUUUAGCUAUAGUCAAUUCCAUCAUGGAUCAUCAGGUCAACCUAGAAGUUCUCUGUGGAGAUUCACCUUUUUGGGACUACAAUUUAUCAUGGAACUCGACAGUACCCAAAUUGACCCGCUGUUUCCAUCAAACAAUACUUAACUGGUUACCCACAACAUUUUUAUGGCUAUUCUCAGUUUACGAACUGACAAGAACUGCUAGGAUAAAAAAGAAGCCAAUUCCUUGGAAUUUGCAAAACCGCUCUCGUUUAAUUUUAUCAAUUUCAUGUUUACUUAUUAAUGCUUUCCAGUUAGUCAACAUCAUCCAUCGUUACUUCAAAUCAUCCGAACAACCGGCUCCGUCUGAUUUUUAUGCACCAUUACUUAACAUUGCCUCUUUCACUUUAGUUAGCCUUUUCUUAUAUUACCAUCGCGUUCGCGGGGUUCACACAAGUGCUGUGGUAUGGAUUUAUAUGCUCCUCCAAACAGUCGGCGCCUUUCUCAUUAGUUACCAAACUUGGGUCGACUCUUCAGAGUAUUCCUUCAUUGAAUGUGGCCUUUUCAAUAUUUACUUUGCAUUGAUUGCCCUUCUGUUGAUUAUCGUUUCAUUUGCUGAUGGUCCAGUUGAGCAACUAGAAGAUUUUGAAUUGAAAAUUUCUCCAAAACAAGAUGACAACCGUCCAAUUAGUCCAGAAAAUGAGUCAUCUUUCCUCAGCUACCUCGUCUUUUCAUGGUUUGACAAAAUGGCUUUACUAGGAUGGAAAAAGUCUCUAACAACUCAAGAUCUUUGGAGUCUUCAAGAUGAUUUAAAAACUGAAAAUAUCAGCAGAACUUUUGAGAGUAAAAUGAAAAAGUCUGUUCAAAAGCCAAAUAAAUCAUCGGAAGGUCCAAAUGAACCUAAAAGAGUAAAUAUUUUACCGAUUUUGGCCAAAACCUUUGGAAGUUAUUUCAUAGCCGGAGCUUUUUUCAAGCUUUGUCAAGAUAUCCUUCAAUUUAUUAUACCAAAAUUGUUGGGAUAUCUCAUUGAAUUCAUCAAAAAUCAUUCAGAGGAACCAGUUUGGCAUGGAUUUUUGAUUGCUUUCGCGAUGUCAGUCGUAACCUUUACCCAAACCAUUUUCGUCAAUCACUAUUUCAAUCGGAUGUACAUUACUGGAAUGAAGAUUAGUUCAGCUUUAACUGCCGCUAUUUACAAAAAGUCCAUCAAUCUCGGAGAUAAAGCGCGAAAAGAUGUCACCACUGGUGAAGUUGUCAACUUGAUGGCUGUCGAUGCCAAAAGAUUCUUGGACUUAAUGCCUUAUAUCAACCUGAUCUGGUCUGCGCCUUUGCAAAUUUUGAUCGCCAUUUAUUUUCUUUACCAAGAAUUGGGUUAUUCUUCAUUUUUUGGCUUAGCUGCAAUGGUCAUCAUGAUUCCAUUGAACGGUGUUGUUGUUAAAUGGAGUCAAGACUUUCAGGUUAAAUUUAUGAAACAAAAGGACGAAAGAGUUAAAUUUAUGAAUGAAGUUCUCAGUGGCAUGAAGAUUUUGAAGUUUUAUGCUUGGGAGGAAUCAUUUUUGCACCAUGUCAAUGGUUUGCGGCAUAAAGAACUGGUCUCCUUGAAGAAAUUAUCAUAUCUCGAGUGCGCUACAUCAUUUUUAUGGAUUUGCUCUCCUACAUUGGUGUCUGUCGCCACAUUUUCUGCUUAUGUCUUGGUUCAAGGUGAAACACUCACAGCUUCGAAGGCUUUUGUUUCGUUAUCAUUGUUUCAUAUCCUUCAAUUUCCAAUCUCGAUGCUUCCAGAGUUGUUAUCUAUGUAUAUUAUGGCUUCAGUAUCUGUGAGGCGAAUCAACAAAUUUCUUAGUUAUGGUGAUCUGGAUCAGUAUGUAACUAGAAACGACGAAAUUGACGCCAUUUCAAUCGACAAUGCUUAUUUCAAGUGGAAUAAAAAGACGGAAGAAAACGAAAAAAAGAAAUCAAAGACAACUCGCAAACCUGAAAUUACCGAGAAUGAACCAAAGGAUGUUUCCUCUAAUUUGCUCAAUGAUGAACCAGCAUUACAAAAUAUCAAUAUGAGCGUUAAAGUAGGUUCAUUUGUGGCAAUCAUUGGAUCUGUUGGUUCAGGAAAGAGUUCAUUAUUAAGUGCAAUUCUGGGUGAAAUGGAAAAAGUCAAAGGUCGAAUCAAUAUUAAUGGUAAACUAAGGAUAGCAUAUGUCGCUCAACAAGCUUGGAUACAAAAUGCAACACUACGAGAUAAUAUUUUAUUUGGUAAACCUUUCAAUAAAACUAAAUAUGAUAAAGUAAUAGCAGCUUGUGCUCUUGGACCAGAUUUAGCUUAUUUACCUGGAGGUGAUGAAACUGAAAUUGGUGAAAAAGGUAUCAACCUUUCAGGUGGCCAAAAGCAAAGAGUUAGUUUAGCAAGAGCGUGUUACAGUGAUUCUGAUCUGUACAUAUUAGAUGAUCCAUUGAGUGCCGUUGAUGCUCAUGUGGCUAAACAUAUAUUUAAAAAUGUACUUAGUUCAAAAAGUGGACUUCUUCGGAAUAAAACACGAGUUCUAGUCACAAACAAAUUGGAUAUUUUAUCCAAAGUUGAUAGUAUUUAUGUUCUUAUCAAUGGUAAAAUAAGUGAAACUGGUACAUUCAAAGAGUUGAUGGACACACGAGGUGCCUUCUCUGAAUUAGUUGAACAAUUCACAAAUCGUGCUGGUGAACCAGAAGAAGUUGAAGUAUCAACAAAUGAAUUUUCUGAGAAAAAAAGUCUAGAAAUAUCAAAGUCUGUCAAAGAAGAAAAAGACGGUGAAUUGAAUAAAUUGAUUGAAACUGAAACGUCGGAAACUGGUAAAGUCAAAUGGUCAAUAUAUCUGCAGUACUUUGAAAUGGUUUCUCUGUUUUGGUCUGCUGUCAUAAUCAUUGCUCAAGGGAUUUCUCAAGGUCUAACUAUGGGAUCCGAUAUAUGGUUAUCAGAGUGGUCGAGUGAUUCGUUGAAAAUGAACUCUACAUCGCCCAACCCCAAAAUGAGGAUUGGGGUUUAUUGUGCUCUCGGUCUUUUCAAAGGUGUUUCUACCUUUAUUGGCACUUGGGCUCUCGUUACUGGAACAAUAAGAGCAUCAGCAGGCUUUCAUCGUAAAUUGUUAUAUCAUAUUUUCCGAGCUCCAAUGUCCUUCUUUGAUACAAAUCCAAUCGGCCGGAUUUUGAAUAGAUUUUCUAAGGAUAUCGAUUCCAUUGAUACUGCUAUACCUCAAGUUAUUAACUAUUUGUUCUUAUGUUUAUUUCAAGUUUUGGCAGCAUUUAUAAUUAUAUCCAUGAACACACCAGCAUUCAUCAUUGCGCUCAUUCCAAUCAUCCUGAUUUACUCAUUUAUCCAAAGAAUCUUUGUCGCUUCAUCUCGUCAACUUAAACGUCUUGAAUCUGUUACCAGAUCACCCAUUUAUUCACAUUUUGGCGAAACUUUGAAUGGAGUCGAUACAAUAAAAGCUUUUGGUGUAACUGAUCGAUUUAUGCAAGAGUCAGCUAAAAAGGUCGAUUUCAAUAUUUCUUGUCUAUAUCCAAGUGUAAUUGCAAAUCGAUGGCUUAGCGUUAGGCUGGAAACAUGCGGUAAUUUGAUUAUACUGUGUAGCGCUAUAUUUGCUGUUCUGGCUCGCAAAUAUUUGGAUCCCGGUGCUGUUGGACUUUCUGUUUCAUAUGCUCUUAGCAUGACUGGGGAAUUCAACUGGCUAGUUCGAAUGACGUCCGAGUUAGAAACUAAUAUUGUUGCUGUUGAAAGAAUAUUGGAAUACUGUAAGAUACAAAGUGAAGCUGAUUGGUUUGUAGCUAAGGUUAAACCAGAUGAGCGUUGGCCUGAAAAAGGAUCUAUUAAAUUCAAUAAUUACGAGACUCGUUAUAGAGAAGGAACUGAAUUGGUUUUAAAAGGUAUAACAGCAGAUAUUAAAUCAAAGGAAAAGAUUGGAAUCGUUGGUAGAACUGGUGCUGGUAAAUCAACAGUUACAUUAUCAUUAUUCAGAUUAAUUGAACCUGCUGGAGGAAAUAUUUUUAUUGAUCAAUACAAUAUCAGUGAUUUACCUUUACACCCUUUGAGAUCUCGUCUAGCAAUUAUACCUCAAGAUCCAGUUCUUUUUGGUGGUACAUUGAGAUUUAAUCUUGAUCCAUUUAAUAUUUAUUCUGAUAAUGAAAUUUGGGAUGCUCUGACUCAUGCACAUCUAAAAGAUUUUGUAUCAAAUACCGGUGAAGGUCUUAAUUAUUCAAUUGCUGAAGAAGGUAAAAAUUUAAGUGUUGGUCAAAGGCAGCUUUUAUGCUUAGCAAGAGCUUUACUUAAAAAACCAAAAAUUUUAUUUCUCGAUGAAGCUACUGCUGCAAUUGAUUUGGAAACUGAUUCACUGAUUCAAAAAACAAUUCGUAGUGAAUUCAAAGAUUGUACAAUUUUAACGAUUGCCCAUCGAUUGAAUACAAUAAUGGAUUCUGAUAGAGUUUUGGUUCUUGAUAAAGGAAAAGUUGCUGAAUUUGAUACACCUGAAGCUUUAUUGGAUAAAAAAGAUUCUAUUUUCUAUUCAUUAGCCAAAGAAGCAAAUCUCGUUUCAUGAUUUGUCUUUUUAUAGUACAUAGUUUAUUGUAUUUUAUUUGUUUGUAACAUUAUUAAUUUUUCAAAUAUUUUUUCUGUGUAUCAUCAAAUUGAAAAUUUGAUAUAAGUUUUGUUAUAAAGACUUGGAAAUAAUUUAAAGCAUUUAAAAAUAAAUCAUUUAUUCUUUAAAAUCGGAAAAACCAAUAACAUUUGCUUAUUUUUUUAUCAUUCUUGAUAAUAAUGUCAACAAUGAAAUUUCAAUGUAUCAACCAAAUUCCAUAGAAGAAUCAUGAAAUACUCAACUGAUUACCCAACUUAAUACAAUCAAACAAACAGUUGUCAGGAGAUUUGAAACUGUUGAUGGUGAAAAUGAUAGUCGGUAGCGUUUGUUUUCUAUGACAACUUGAUUAUCGGCGACAACUUGCAACCAAUAAGUCGAGUUUCUUGUUGCGUAUGGUUUCUUUACUCCUGGAAUAGUCACAUUUAAAGGCAACAUCCAUGAACAUUUUUUCUUUUCGAUGCUGAUGGUCUUUCUAUCCAGCUGAGACGUUAUGAGUAUUGGUUUUCCUUUGCCUAAAGUAAGGAAUUCAUAAAACGUUGAAGCUGCGAAGUUACAUUGACCAGUUAGGGUAGUUGAAGUUCUCGUGUCAUUAAGAUAUACAUUAACUAACGCUGCUUUAGUAUCACUUCUUUUAAGAGUAAGUUGAGUUCCGUUGCGUUUAGGCUCAGCUAUUAAUGUAUAAGCGCUAGCUUGAAAUGUAGCCUUUUGACUGAGCAUUAUUGGCCUGUCCAAGCAUCCAUUUUCACAAUUGAUCACAGAUCCAUCCGAGAAGUUGAUAAACAGACAAACAAUUAAAACUAGAAAAUUCAUUUUGCACAAUUGAAAAGGCAACAGAUUUGAUGGUAAAAACAAAUGAAA
This is a messenger RNA of Tetranychus urticae (two-spotted spider mite), 5581 nucleotides long. RefSeq names its product ATP-binding cassette sub-family C member 1. Gene Ontology annotation, biological process: transmembrane transport. The record is from RefSeq and is a predicted model, not a curated record. Gene Ontology annotation, molecular function: ABC-type transporter activity; ATP hydrolysis activity; ATP binding. NCBI's taxonomy places the organism in Eukaryota, Metazoa, Arthropoda, Arachnida, Trombidiformes, Tetranychidae. Gene Ontology annotation, cellular component: membrane.